Molecule: messenger RNA, 945 nt
Organism: Penicillium canariense
Lineage: Eukaryota; Fungi; Ascomycota; Eurotiomycetes; Eurotiales; Aspergillaceae
Exons: 1
Coding region: 1-945 (314 amino acids)
Source: RefSeq, a predicted model, not a curated record
AUGAUUUUCCGUCCCAUUCGCAGCACGAGGCAUGAAGUAUACGAAUCGAGUGUCAGGCAGAACCAGGCGGAUCCCGGGAAAAGGUUUUUCUCCCCGACCAUCGUCAUUUGCGCCGGCCGCAGUGGAGGUCAGGGGAAGCGACCUGGUCCACGCGCCAGGAAUGUUAUUCGCAGUGGAAUCACUAACUCGACUGGGGCAAAGUGCCAAGCCAGCCAACCCCUGGACGGUCUCCAGUCGUCCGCCGUUGGCCAAAUCACUGCGUGUCGUCGCCCCGAAGCUCGGGACGACCGGCAGUUCCUGCUGCUUGGCAGGUUUCGUGGACGCGACUCCGCAACGAGUACGGCAGUGCUUACGUACUGGGGGCGAUUCUGCGCAAGCAUGCUGACGGGGCGCCUUCCGCGUAGUGUCGUGUGGCUGCUUAGGGGAAGCAAACCCGAGUCCGAAAUCAUUCCAGCCGCGGGCAUCGUGGCUCCGAACCACUCAAGCCACUUGAAGCCGCUCCGGCGACCACUCGGACUAUGCGUGUACGCCCCCAUGCGCCAUGCAGCAUUACCUCCUGGCCGGCAGCAACCAAACCACGCCGGACGCUGUGGAACCCCGACUGGGCUAACAAUACGGCGCCAGGCACAAUACGAGAGACGGAGGAGAGGAACACUCCCGCCUAGACGCGAGGCCUCUUGCAGCUCCUUCUCCAGUGAUGUGUGCGGGCUCCACCGUCCGAAACAAUGCCAAGCCAGCUCGCUCGGAUCGUCUGGCCCUUGUUCUGCUUUCUUCCUCCCCCGACGUCCGACUCCCAAGUCCUCUCCUGGAGAGCGGAGCAAUUUUCCCCCUGCCUAUCUCACUCUAGCGGCGGGCCUCCACUCGUUUGACCCGACUUCCUGGACUGACGACGCCCUCAGCCUGCCUGGCGUCGGCGCCCUCUCUCUCUUGCGGCUAACGAAUUAG